GUUGUGUGUGUACCAUAUAUUACUUCACCCAAAUACACGAAUUCAUACCCUUCUCACAGUAGCUCUUUCUGUACUCACUUGGACGUAGAGGCGCCAUCUAACACCGCCGAAUCACAUUAAUACUCCAGAGGCAGCUACAUCAUCUUCCGACCCAGCGAACAAUCGUAACAGCCAGACCAAAUCCCCCAGCGCAGCGGGUGUGUGCUGUGUCCAAAGAUUCACGGCCAUUCCAAUCUGCCCCAACUUACAACAAAACAACGCAGUUUGUUCGCCAUAAACUUGGAGCAGGGCGCCAUUACUGAGAGAAAAUACACCUGUUUGCAGGACGUAUUUUACAAGCAGACUCAGUUCGACGGUUUAUAAAGCUCUGAAGAUGCCUCACCCAGAUGGCGACUCGUACCUUGAGUCACAAAACCUGUCGCAGCCUAUCGCCGAAUACAGGGACGCCCCAAUUGCAGUCCAUGCCUCUUAUUACCUCCAAAAAUUCUUAGAUACCCCGCCAUCGGCCGAACCUCUUCUCUCUGCCAUCGGUGGCUUUCCUCUCGCAAUCAGAAUACACAUAAAUGCAGACCUUGACCAGUGGCAAAAGCAUGGCAUUACGCCCAGGUUCUAUUUCGAUGGCCAAGCCACAGUUGGGUUGGAGGAGGUGGCUAUGAAGGACGCAAAGUCGUCAAUGGAGAAGAGUAACGCUGCAUGGCAGCCAUACUACCAGAACCAGCCGACAGAGGCUGUCAUCGCAUUUGGCAAAACGGGAUCCGUCAAAGCCAACCACCUACAACGCUAUUUCCAACAGAUCUUAAUCGAGCGCGGUCUUACUUUCGAAGUAGCUCCAUAUAGUGCUUGCGCCCAGAUGGCAUAUAUUGACUCGAAGGAUCUCGACUGUGCUGUGGGCAUCAUGGGGCCUCCAGAGCUCCUCCUAUACAACAUCAAUGAGUCUCUCAUAACAGAGAUCGAUUUCGAGAAAGGGCUUGUUUAUGGCCUCGUCAAGACGCAACUGCUUAAAAAGCUCAACGUUAAUGAGGAGACCUUUAUCGACUCUUAUUUGAUGACUGGGACACCGUCUCUCCAGCCAUUUCCAGCUCUCAACGACCCUGCAGUUGUGCCCAAGCAGCCGUUUACAAUCUUGGAUGCGGUUAACAUGUACCGCACGGCUGGAAAGUCCAUCGCAAAUUUGUGUGAAACCUGGAGCGAGGCCUUGCAGAAACAAGAUCCUAACUGGCAAGACAAGUAUCAGAAAUGCCGCAUGGCCAUUAAACAUGCUGUUAUCUUGUCCACAAACGGCACCCUAGAGGUCAUGAAAUUCAACGAAUUGAGCGGGGACCAUCACGAGUACAUCGGCCUUCAACUAGCCUCGGAAAUUUACCAUUAUCAAAGCAAGGCACUCGUUGGGCCAAGAGUCUUGAACUCCUUAGGAUCCCUUCGAAUGUAUGUCUAUCCGCCGCUGGAUGGAGGCGAGUCGGAUGAGUAUAGAAAGCUGGUUACUCAGCAGCUCGUACCUAUUCAAGAGCAAACAAUUGCUCUUUACGCGAGCAGGUUGCACAGGGCAUUUCAGCACAAAAAUAUCGAGAUGAAGUUUUGGUACGACGACAAGAAGACUGUGAAAAUGUCCCACCAAGAUGUCACACCUGCCCCAGAUCGCCAAGCCGCCACGUGGCGUGUUGACGACGAGACCAUUCAAAGUCUAAAGGAUGUGAAAGCACAGCCAGGUUCCAUCGGAUUUGCCUUGAAAGCUUUGGAGGAUGAAAAUUUCCGAAAGGCGACAUUGAAGAAGGAUACCCCAGCCAAGCCCGGCAGUAUUGUCUCCACCGAAUCGGUUGUAGCUAACACUCUCUGGCGAUUUCUUCACCUGAGAGAGUACAUUAAUGACGAGCACAAGCUCACUGAUUGGGGAAGCGCAUUGGCAACUACAGUGCGUGCACUUCCGACGCCUAACCAAGAAGAGGCAGCAUUGCUUGCGUUCGAGCUUCUGCGUCACGACAUUCUCAAUGCUCGUAAUCGCCACGAUGAGUGGAUUGGAGGCCCAAACAUGGGCAACGAUGAGCAGAAUAAGCUUUGCCUCCUCAUCGCUCGCUGCGCCUGUCUUCUCAAGCUCCGCCAUAAGGAGAUCGGCUUCACUGGCCCCCUUAGUAAAAACCUUCUGGCACAUCAUUCCAUUAUCACUGCAGUGCGGGAAUGUGACCGUGACUUGAUCGAAGCUGUCGCGGCGUCAAUGUUCAUAAGUUCCCAUGCUGAACGCAAGAAUCGCACGGACUGGGAGAAAAUCGGUGCCAGCCUCCUUUUCGGCGAAGAUAUCAGCAUCGCGUUUGGCAUCACAGUGAAGACAUACCUCGACGAGCAACACCAAGGUCACUCCUCGGCAGAAUUGAAGGCCCGAGAAAAGUCUCGAUACGAGAAAUGGCCGAUUGCUCACGCUGAAGACAUCCUGGGCGAUCUCGAGCUGGCAUUCAAAUUUUUCGACUCGCUUCACGCGGGUGUUAAAUCUUUGGGGGCCAAAGUGGAGGAUCAAGAUGUCUGGGAAAGUGCGGCGAAGUACUUGGCUGAGCGGCGUUGAGCCUUGUUUCCAAGCUUACCUCCUCCUGCCUAAUGGUUUAUGAUACAGCGAGCAGCGAGCAUUGUGCGAAUCCUUGCAUUCUGGCGUUUGUAGGUGGCAGGCGUUGACAUCAUCCGCCCACAAGGAGAUAUCAAUGGACACGAGGGAAACAGGAUCUUUGUAACCAUAGUGAAUAUACAAAGUCACCCCACCCCCAUAAUUAGUCCGUCCUAUGGAGAUCUAUCGGCUUGUAUUUGUGUUUUGGGUUGUCAUGCAAGGGAG
Pseudogymnoascus verrucosus is the source of this 2812-nucleotide messenger RNA. RefSeq lists its product as uncharacterized. Bases 374 to 2551 code for a protein of 725 amino acids. The transcript has 6 exons. Lineage: Eukaryota; Fungi; Ascomycota; Leotiomycetes; Thelebolales; Thelebolaceae. The record is from RefSeq and is a predicted model, not a curated record.